Molecule: messenger RNA, 585 nt
Organism: Symbiodinium necroappetens
Lineage: Eukaryota; Dinophyceae; Suessiales; Symbiodiniaceae
Source: the annotation of a GenBank genome assembly
AUGGCGGGAUUUUUCCGACGGCGGCAGCGUAGCUGCCUGUCUGGCAUCAUCGCAUUGAGCGCUCUCGUGGUACUCUACAAUGCCUUUGGGUCGGCCUUCGUCGGCCUUCCAUGGCCGCAGCCGCAAUCUGCCACCAAGCAAACGACGAGGUAUGAGUCUUCCAAGCCGUGGGAGGCCAGAGACACAACAACGUCGAAUGUGGAAGCCAAACUUGAGGAGCACAUGAGCAUCCCAGAGAUCUUGAAUCGCUACGGCUUGCCAGCGCUUGUCUUCCACUUCGUGGUUUGGGUGUCAACCCUGGGUUCGCUGUAUUUUCUCUUCUACUUCAACACCAGCCUUCUCCAGAUGCUUCCAGAGGAGAUCCAGCAGAGAGUUGGCGCUGGAAGUCAGCUGGGCUAUGCUGCUGCAGCAUUGGGAGCGGCUGAAGUCUUAGGCCCAGUGCGGUUGGCUCUCACAGUCACUGCCGCCCCCACAGCAUCCAGGCUGGCGCGGCAGUAUGAGUGGUUCUGCAAGGCAGAGGAGAUGAUUGUGGGCAACAUCCGAGAGUUUGCAACGAAGGUGUCACAAAUUUUGAUCAAAGCAUGA